UCGCCGCAACGAAUUUUUAAAAAUCAAACUUAAAAUUAAUGUUAUUAUAAUUUAUUAUGUUUAUUUUUUAGUAUACUUGUCGUUUUACCCGAUCGUUUACAGUCUUACACUUCUCAUAGGUAACGUCUGAAAAGUUAGACAACGCUUCCAAUUAGUAAAAUUCCAGGCUAUUUCAAUAUAUAUCGAAUAAAUUAUUUUCGUUUGAAAUACUGGAUUUGUUUAUCACAAACGUAAGCUGAAAGCACAGAGGAAAGUUAAUUAGAGUAUCUAUUUUUUCAUCAGAAAUGAGUUUUAACCGUUACAAAGAUAUUAUUGAAGAAGGCGACACGGUCAUAUUGUAUAUAAAUCCACAAGCAAUGUACGCUAUACAAGCCCAGUCAGUAAUUGAAAAUCGGAAAGGCGAGAAGGUUGAGAAUGUUAUGCAGACCAAGUAUGGAGCGUUGAAGAUUUCAUCAUUAUUUGGAAAACCAUUUGGAUCAAAAGUGAGUUUGUCCAAUGGAUGGGCUCAUGUAUUAUAUCCUACACCUGAACUUUGGACACAGACAUUACCACACAGAACUCAGAUUAUAUAUACACCAGACAUAAGUCUAAUUAUGUUCAUGUUAGAACUUAAGCCUGGUAGCAUUGUGGUUGAGUCGGGUACUGGAAGUGGAUCGUUGACUCAUGCCAUGGCCUUUAGAGUAAAACCAACUGGACACAUUUAUACUUACGAUUUUCAUGAACAAAGGGCAGAUCAGGCUCAAAAAGAGUUUAAAUCUCAUGGUUUAUCUGAGAAUGUCACCAGUCAGUGCAGAGAUGUUUGUCAAAAUGGAUUUAGUGAUGAUGUUACUGGUAAAGCUGAUGCUGUAUUCUUAGAUUUGCCUCAUCCACAUCUAGUUGUCCCGUUUGCUAUUAAAGCUUUAAAACCAUCAGGUGGUGGGAGAAUUUGCACAUUUUCGCCAUGUAUUGAACAAGUGAUGCGCACGUGUCAGACGCUGCUGGACCACGGUUUCGUCCAACUUAAGACGGUCGAGUGUCUGGAAAAAGAAUACCAAGUGCUAAACAGGACCGUGACCACGUUCGCCACCGCCAGCAGACCGCCGUCCGCUUCAGUACCGCAGAAUACGACCGAAGAACCUAACGACAAGAAAUUUGUGGCUUGUGUCCCAUCCUCAUCCCCUCGUGGUCAUACGGGUUACCUAACUACUGCUACGUAUCUCAUGGAAACUCGAUUGCAGCAGGAGGUAGUGGAGAUCGAGAACGCGUGCGAAAAUUGAAAACUGACGAUAACAUAGGACUUUGCCGGGGUAGAGAAGUCUCCAGCUUAUUGUUAAAUAUUAUAUAAUAUUAUUGUCUGUAUUAUUAUUUUUUACGUACAAUUAUUAUACAUCGAUACACGUAUAUAAUAUGCAUGUCCGCGCGACUGUUCUAUUGUACUGGCG
Rhopalosiphum maidis (corn leaf aphid) is the source of this 1421-nucleotide messenger RNA. RefSeq names its product tRNA (adenine(58)-N(1))-methyltransferase catalytic subunit TRMT61A (gene Trmt61). The record is from RefSeq and is a predicted model, not a curated record. Bases 285 to 1256 code for a protein of 323 amino acids. Gene Ontology annotation, cellular component: tRNA (m1A) methyltransferase complex; nucleus. Gene Ontology annotation, biological process: tRNA methylation. The transcript has 6 exons. Lineage: Eukaryota; Metazoa; Arthropoda; Insecta; Hemiptera; Aphididae.